Copidosoma floridanum is the source of this 1311-nucleotide messenger RNA. RefSeq names its product pachytene checkpoint 2 protein (gene pch2). The record is from RefSeq and is a predicted model, not a curated record. Gene Ontology annotation, molecular function: ATP binding; ATP hydrolysis activity. NCBI's taxonomy places the organism in Eukaryota, Metazoa, Arthropoda, Insecta, Hymenoptera, Encyrtidae. Gene Ontology annotation, cellular component: nucleus; chromosome. Gene Ontology annotation, biological process: meiotic recombination checkpoint signaling; reciprocal meiotic recombination.
ACGAAGUAUGGUGCUUCAAGAGCUAAAAUCGAGAGACGACAUUUUUGUUAAUAGAACUCUAACAAUCGAGAGUUUUUCUCCAAAGCUAUCAAGUACAAAAAAGCAUAUAAAGUGCCUUUAUUUCUCUAUUGGACGUGAUGAUUCAGUUUCUGUAAAACUAAGUCAAGUGAAUAGUUGUCAUUUUUUCGUUUAUCGAUUGAAUGAAGAUGAGGCAGCAAUGGAAACUAUAGAUAAGGAUGGCGAAGAAAUAUCAACUUCGACUCAUUGGAUUUUGCCUUCAAAAGAGUUUCAUGGGCUUUGGGAAACUUUAUUUUAUGGUGAUAACAUCAAAGACCACUUACUAAACUUUGUCGAAACCGCAAUGCUGUAUUCACAAAAGCAGGUGAAUACUCACAUUAUCAGUUGGAACAAAGUAGUCCUCUUACACGGACCACCAGGUACAGGCAAAACAAGUUUGUGUAAAGCUUUGGCACAAAAAGUUUCUGUACGCUUGAAUAAUCGCUUUCAACGCACAGAGUUGAUAGAGAUAAAUAGUCACAGCCUGUUUUCUAAAUGGUUUUCUGAGAGUGGGAAGCUUGUAAUGAAUCUUUUCAAUGAAAUUAAACAAUUAUUGGAAGACUCAACAGUUUUAGUAUGUGUCCUAAUUGAUGAAGUUGAGUCACUGGCCCAUGCCCGUAAUUCUUGUGCUAAUGGCACAGAACCAAGUGAUUCCAUAAGGGUUGUUAAUGCGUUGUUAACGCAACUCGAUAAUUUGAAACGUCAUCCAAACGUUUUAAUUUUGACCACGAGUAAUUUGACAGAAUCUAUUGAUGUGGCAUUCGUCGACCGUGCUGAUAUCAAACAAUUUAUACCUGAGCCAAACGUGAUAGCUAUUUACCAGAUUUACUUUGGUUGUAUUCAAGAAUUGAUGAGAACAAACCUUAUUUUACUUGAAGAGGUAUUGGACGUAGCUAUUGUACAGUUAUUAAUGCAACAAACAAAUGAGAACAUGAGAUAUUUUGAUGCUGGUCCACUAUUCCCUAUAGCAGAAAAUUCCGUUGGCCUGAGUGGAAGGAUGUUGAGAAAAAUUCCUUUCUUAACACAUGCACGAUAUUUUAUACCGACUCCUUGUAGCCUUAAUGUUUUCCUUCACUAUAUGGAACUUACUGUGCAGAAAGAAUUACAAUCCCGAAAGAAAUGCUAAAUAUUUUGUUUACUUAGUAUAUUAUAAAUAUACUGUGUUACCUGAUGCAACGGUAAAGUAUUUUGAUAAUAUGCAACGAUUUUUUUCUUUUUCUAUUUGUAGCAUCAAUAAGUGUAAGUUAAAAAAAA